AUGACCUUUCCUGGCAGAGGAGACCUGGGUGCGGUAAAGAUACGUCUCCGUCGAGAUUGGUCGCCGACGCUGGUGCGGACGAUCGAGGAGGCGGUGACGUGCGACGAUGGGUGCGAGUUUUAUCGCGCCGAGGCGACGCCGGCGGUCGGGGCGGUGGAUGGGUACGGCGGUCCGGGGCCGCCGUACGCGUUGUUGCAAGGACGGUUCGUCGGCGUCGCGGGGGGGAUCGAGGGCGAGGCGCCGGUCGUCGAGCGCGGAUACGCGUGUUUGAUCGGUAAGGGGCCGGACUUUUUCAUAGCGGUGAGAUCGCACGAGGAGUGGGGACGUGCUCACGCAGUUUUUGGAGUGGUGGAGAGCGGGAUGGAGACGGUUGAUCGCAUAGCGGAGGAGUUCCCGCGCCACCGCGAGACGUGGGGUCAGACGAACGUCACGGUGCUCGACGAGAAACUAUCGUUUACGACGUCCAUAGUGCGCGAAUGA
Ostreococcus tauri is the source of this 480-nucleotide messenger RNA. Its product is annotated as Cyclophilin-like peptidyl-prolyl cis-trans isomerase domain. The record is from RefSeq and is a predicted model, not a curated record. The coding region runs from base 1 to 480 and encodes 159 amino acids. The transcript has a single exon. Gene Ontology annotation, biological process: protein peptidyl-prolyl isomerization. Gene Ontology annotation, molecular function: peptidyl-prolyl cis-trans isomerase activity. Lineage: Eukaryota; Viridiplantae; Chlorophyta; Mamiellophyceae; Mamiellales; Bathycoccaceae.